Molecule: messenger RNA, 744 nt
Organism: Zea mays
Lineage: Eukaryota; Viridiplantae; Streptophyta; Magnoliopsida; Poales; Poaceae
Product: probable protein arginine N-methyltransferase 3
Exons: 4
Coding region: 90-728 (212 amino acids)
Biological process (GO): peptidyl-arginine methylation, to asymmetrical-dimethyl arginine; chromatin remodeling
Cellular component (GO): nucleus
Molecular function (GO): histone methyltransferase activity; protein-arginine N-methyltransferase activity
Source: RefSeq, a predicted model, not a curated record
CACCCGGAGUUGCCCCUGCUCGUCAGCAUCGUGUCCACCUUCGCCAUCGUUUCCCCUCCGUGCAGUCAGGCGCCAUAGCCCUAUCGCUGAUGCUCAGCCCACUGCACUGCUGCCAUUACAAAGAUAGAAAAAGUCUUUUUGCAGCUAAGGCUGGUGAAUCUAGUGUUGUUGCUGUUGAUGGGAGUGCAAAGAUGGCUUCUGUGGCUACCCAAGUUGCAAAGAAUAAUGGUAUGUUGUAUGAUGAGAACGUGGAAGCAGAACAGAAGCAAGGUAGUGCUCAAGUUAUAAGUGUUGUACAUACAAAGGCUGAAGAGCUAAACCAGAAAAUACAAGUCCCACAAAAUGGCUUUGACCUGUUAGUGAGUGAAUGGAUGGGAUAUUGCCUGCUGUACGAAUCCAUGCUAAGUUCUGUCAUAUAUGCACGUGAUCAUUUUCUAAAACCUGGUGGUGCUAUUCUUCCAGAUACUGCAAUGAUUCUUGGUGCUGGCUUCGGGAAAGGUGGAACUAGCUUGCCAUUUUGGGAAAACGUAUAUGACUUUGAUAUGUCAUGUAUUGGCAAAGAAGUAACUUCAACUUCAGCUCGAUUUCCUGUAGUUGAUGUACUGUCUUCUCAGGAUAUUGUGACAGAGACUGCUGUACUCCAUGUAAGUUCCUGUAACUGUGCAUAUUUACUUAGGCCCCGUUUGAAUGUACUAGAUCUAAUAGUUAGCUGGCUAAAAAGUUACUAGUGGAAUUUGCUGACUA